Messenger RNA from Zingiber officinale, 1446 nucleotides. RefSeq names its product cyclin-D1-1-like. Lineage: Eukaryota; Viridiplantae; Streptophyta; Magnoliopsida; Zingiberales; Zingiberaceae. The coding region runs from base 114 to 707 and encodes 197 amino acids. Gene Ontology annotation, cellular component: cytoplasm; cyclin-dependent protein kinase holoenzyme complex; nucleus. The record is from RefSeq and is a predicted model, not a curated record. Gene Ontology annotation, molecular function: cyclin-dependent protein serine/threonine kinase regulator activity. The transcript is spliced from 5 exons. Gene Ontology annotation, biological process: mitotic cell cycle phase transition; regulation of cyclin-dependent protein serine/threonine kinase activity.
UCUCUUCAUCAAUCAUCACAUCCCUCUUCUUUCCCUCCUACAGGCUCUUUCUUUCCUCAUCCUCUCUGCGGGGUUGUGGUGCUCCAUGACGAUGUUAGAGGCAUGAGGUGCCCAUGCCGCUCGCUCUUCCCGACCACCCCAACGCCACCUGCUGCGACCUGCUCUGCAGCGAGGACGCCACUGAGCUCGCCGAACACACGCUGUGUGAGGGCGGCGGCGACUCCGCCGCCGCCGCCGCUGCGUGGCCCCCCGCCGAGUUUCCCGACUACUCGGACGAGUCCGUCGCCGGGUUCAUCGAGGGCGCGGCCGAUUACUCGCCCGGAAGCGGCUACUCCGACCGCUUCCGGUCCAACUCGCUCGACUUGGCCGCCCGCCAAGAGGCCGUCGCCUGGAUCCUCAAGCAAAAUGAAUGGGCGUUGCAACUUUUGUCAGUGGCAUGCUUGUCUCUAGCUGCAAAGAUGGAUGAAGCAUUUCUUCCAUCUCUGUUAGACUUGCAGGUUGAGGGUGCAAAGUUCAUCUUCGAGCCUCCAGCAAUUCUCAGAAUGGAGCUUCUUGUGCUGACUGCAUUAAAUUGGAGGCUUCGAUCUGUGACUCCUUUCACUUUCAUUGACUUCUUUGUUCAUAAGAUCGACACAACAGGAAAAUAUGCCCAAUAUUUGGUUGCAUUAGCCACUGAAAUUACACUUGCAACGUUGAAAGGUUCUUGAGUCACUGCCCAUCAUCACUCGCUGCGGCUGCCACAAUCCAUGCAACUGAUGGGAUUAUGGGUCUGGAUUCGGCAGCAUCUUGGUGCAUUGGAUUUAUAGAGGAGGGGAUUACUAAUUGUUAUCAUUCACUGGAGAAUGUUAUAAUCAAUCGCUCAAGGAGGCCUUCCACUAUACUUACAUCGAUUGACAUUGACCAAAGGACCUCUUCCUCUUCUUCUUCACCUAACAAAAGAAGGAAACUGAAGAACAAUUGCUUAUGGGUGGACAGUGUCAAGGAGAGCUUAUAGGAAUUUUUUGUUUGCUUUUUUUGGUCAAGGCUUUAGGAAGUGAAACCAGCUUUUUUGGGAUUUGCAGCUUCCCCCUCAUUUUUUAAGUGGGGUGAUGUUAGUCUAGUGGUUAGGAUAGCAGCUAAGGUGAGAGGACACAUAUUGGUUGUCUUUGCCCACCCCUUUUUUCUUCUUAAAUUUCUUUAAUUCAUGACACUUUGCUAAUUAUUCAGAAUAAAGUGCCAUAGUGUUUGAGAUCCUCAAGGGAGGGGGAUCUUGUUUGUGUGUGGACAUUGCUAAAUAUGAGGUCUGAAUUGAUUGUUGAAUGAAGGAGAACAGCUGGUGGAUCUUCUUUCUCUACAGUCACGACGAUACUAGUUCUUACAGUGUGAUUGUAAGCAUCAUGCAUUUGUCAACCUGGAAAAUGAUGUGUAUUCUUAUUCAAUAAAAGGAAAUGCAUCUCUUACUCGCUC